AUGGAAACUACAGAACUUUAUCGCAUACUCAAUAUGACACGUGAUACUGCUGUUGCUGGUGUUGCUGCUGCUGCGACAUGGAAACCAGAGAAAUUGACCCAAAUGCUUCGACACAACAUGUAUUGGAAUAUGGAGAUCAUCCAUUUUGUAUCACGCAUCAAAGGUUUCUUGUGUACCUGCUCUAAGCGUAUGAGAUGCAUGCAUACUGCGGCAUGUCCGAUGCACGGGGUUCUACCACCUUAA
Lichtheimia ornata is the source of this 243-nucleotide messenger RNA. RefSeq lists its product as uncharacterized. The transcript has a single exon. Lineage: Eukaryota; Fungi; Mucoromycota; Mucoromycetes; Mucorales; Lichtheimiaceae. Bases 1 to 243 code for a protein of 80 amino acids. The record is from RefSeq and is a predicted model, not a curated record.